UCGCGAGUACCAAAAAUUUUUUUUUGUGAUGAUUUAAUAAUAAAAAACGACACACGUGUGUUUCGGAUAUUUAAGAUCGGUAAAUAACACUGCUCUCAUCAUUUUGUUUAUUCAGACACUUCAUCAUCUUUAUCAUCAUUCAAUGAAUAUUAAAAAAAUCCUUCAAAGUCAAUCCAAAUUAUUUUUUGUUUAUUUGUUGUUGAUAUAGUAAGAGUGCGACACGUGUUGUCACGCACACACACACACACAAUGUUUUUAUUUUGAUUCGUUAUAAUCAUCAACGUCAACACGUGAUUCUAUGUAAAGAUUCUGUAUUAUGAAUAUUAUUGUUGAUUGACUGACUGACUGACUGAGUUAGUUAUAUUUUAUGAUGAUGAUAAACACGUGACCGCUUAAUCUAAAUAAAUGUUAAAGACAAAACUGACUGACUGAAUAAGAAAUAAAGGUCGAUUGAUUAUCAUCAUUUGAAAAAAAAGUGGCCUGAGAAAAAAUCUCUAUAUAUAUUGGAUAUAUACCAACGAUCAUCAAUGGCAUUUUGGUGAAAAUGUUCAUUCAUCCAUUAAUAUAAGAGGACGAAAAAAAAGAAAUGAUUUUCUCUCUCUCUCUUUUUUUUCAUUCAAUGAAUGAAUUUCCACGUAUCGUUGGUAAAGGUCGAUUACUAUGAAUAAUCAUCAUCAUCAUUAUUACUAUGAAACAAGGUUUAUGGCAACAAUUUGUUAUUUUUUUUGUGUUGGGGGUCCUGGGAACCUUUCAGGUCCAACAUCGUCAACAACACCCAAAUAAUUGUUUCGAACAACAACAACAACAACGACGACGACAACGACAACAACAAAAUGAUCACGAUCAUCACGCGUAUCAAGAAAGAAAGUAUCGCCCAUCAUCAUUGAUCUUGAUUAUAGUUAAUCAAUGAUGGGCUAUAUAUUGAAUUGUUGGCCAAUUUCUGAGAUGGAAGAUAAUUAUAAUGAUCAUCAUCAUCAUCAUCAUGUGGUUUUUUUUUGACGAUCGAUACUUGUUAUGAAAAUCGGAAAUGUCAAUUUGUAUGUGGAUGAGCUUGUUGUUUAUCAUCAUCUAGUAUAAAUCAAAUAUAAUAAUCAUCAUCAAUAUUUACCAAUUAUAAUGAUUGGUGGAUGAUGAUGAUGAUGAUGAUGUAAAAUUUGGUUCCCAUGGACCCUAUUUAAUGAUCAUCAUCAUCAUAAUAAAAAAAAACAUCGAAGCAACUUGUUGCCCGCAUAUACAACAUCAAUCCAUCAAUGGACAACAAACCAAAUAUCAAGAUGUGUUCAUCAUUAUGUGAAUUGUUCACAUUUACCACAAUUAAAUAAAUCAAUUUAGCUCAAUGGAAAUGAUAAUUUUUUUUUUUGCGAAAUUUUCCAUUAUGGAUCGUGAUCAAUAUUUUUUUUCGUUGUUCAACCUUCAAAUGUUGUCCAUGAUGAUGAUUGCCAACCAGGGACCAGGACAUUUUGUUUGGGUAAUAACGAUGAGGAGGAGUUGCAGUAAUAAACUAAACAUACAGUAUACAGUAUUGCACCACUGAAAUAUACAUGUAGCAUUGGUACAAUAGCAGACGACCAACCGCGCUAGCUAUUACAAUUCAUGGAACCGUUUUUAAUUCAAAAGAAUAAAAAAAAAUCUGAUCAUAUAUAAAAAGCUUAGAUGGUGACAAAAAAAAUAUUCAAACACAUUUUUUUUUUGAACCAGCUCACGCGACAUUGUCGCCGAAUUUUUAAACUUUACAAAUUGUUGUUUCGGUAAUAUACCGAUGUUCAAUGUGAAAUUGUGUUCAAAACGUUUGUUUGUGGUUAUUUUUUUUUUUUUAUUCAUCCGAAGAACAAUUUCCAUUAUCCCGUUUGUUUUAUUACCAUCACGACCAUCAAAUACCAGUGACCAUCAAGUGAAUUUUUGAACCAUAAAUUUUCAAAAACAUUCGAAAAAAGAAAGAUCACCACAAAUAUUUACCCAUCACCGGACACGUCGAUCAUUAAUAAUUUGGCAAACACUUAAAUGGAUUCACAAACGGCCACCAAUUUUCUUAUUGCAAAUCAUCAUCAUCAGACAAAUAAUAAGCCUUUCGUUUCGAACCUAUAUCCGACCACAACUGCAACAACAACAACAACAACCACCAAUAACAACAUGUUGAACAUCAAUCAUCAACAACAACAGUCAUCAUCGACAACAACAAUCGAUACUUAUUUUCUCGAUGAUUUCGAUGGUAUUGAUGAUUGUUUUGAUGAUCUUAAUAAUUUGACAACCAUCCCUGUUAAUUCGGAUCAUCAUCAUUUUGUAUUCUCACCACAAAAUAAUGGCCAAUUAUCGAACAACGUGAUCACUAUGAUACCAAAUGAUAACUAUGAUUUCAUUACCGUUGAUUCUGCUGCUGUGGCCAAUGAUCAGGAAAAUGAAGAAAUUCAAGCCAUAAUGGCUACAUCAUCAUCAUCAUCGACUACGACAUUGGUAUCCACAAUAUUACCGGAAACAUCAAAACGAAAAAUGGCGAAUAAUCGGAAAAAAUCAUCCACAAACGGACAGGAGAAAAAACCUAGACAACAUCAACAAAAACAACAAUCUAGAAAUCCAUCGAAACCACGAUCACGACCGAAAAGUCCAUCACUUGUUGUGAAAUUGAAACGAAAUCGUCGUUUGAAAGCAAAUGAUCGUGAACGUAAUCGAAUGCAUAUGUUGAAUAAAGCAUUGGAACGUUUGAGACAGGUAUUACCAUCAUUUAAUGAAAAUGAUGAUGAUUGUCGUAGUGAACAUAGCCACCAUCAUCAACAACAAUCAUCAAGUAAUAAUAAAAUGACAAAAAUUGAAACAUUACGUUUUGCACAUAAUUAUAUUUGGGCCUUAUCCGAAACAUUACGAUCAUUGGACAAUCAACAACAACAGCAACAAAAUCAUGAUGAAAUUAGUUCAUCAUCAUCACCUAUUCCGAGCGAUAGUCCACCAUCAUCAUCAUCAUCAUCAUCAUCGUCGGAUAUCCUAUAUCAAACAUUGGCUUCAACAUAUGACAAUCAUUAUUCUCCAACCAAUACAUCAUCAUCAACAUCUUUUUUUGAAGAUAAUAAUAAUAUCGGUAUCGGCAAUCACGACGAUAGUCCAUCGACAAAGAUAUCGGUUAUAACGAUGGCAUCGAAAAUUCAUUGACCCAUGUUUAACUAGAAAUCUAUCUCGUACAUAGCUGAUCGAUUUUUUUUUUAUUUUUUUUUGAAAUUGACCCGAUGACAUGAUCGAUCCAUAACACACACACAUAUUCAUACAUUACAUACACACACACGGUUGACCUGAUGUCCUCUUUUAUUAUCCAUUUUAAGAAUGGAACCAUUAUGUACACGAUACAUGUCGUAAUGACAUUCGUAAUUCAUUCCAAUCGAUAACAACAAAAACGUAAAAAAAACCUUGGCUGUGAUUUCAUGCUACACACAUACACACACAUUUUGCUAUAAUUAUCGUUGUCAUGCCGUCCAUCGUCGAAUAUAUUAUCCAAAUACCCGCUCUCUCAAUCUUAAUAACAGCUUCCAAUUUAUAUAGCUCCCCCCCACCAACCACCAACUUAUAGCUGCCUGAAUGGCUUUUGAAACUUUUCUUCAUCAUCAUCAUCAUGUGUUGAUAUGCCAGCGUUCCAAAAUUUCUCCUACAUCCCCUCGAUUUAUACAUGUAUGAAUUCCAUGAAUAAAAUGUACAGUGAACAGCAAAAAAAAAAUUAAAAUUAAAAUAAAAAAAAAUCAUUUCAUUCCCUCUC
Dermatophagoides farinae (American house dust mite) is the source of this 3736-nucleotide messenger RNA. NCBI's taxonomy places the organism in Eukaryota, Metazoa, Arthropoda, Arachnida, Sarcoptiformes, Pyroglyphidae. The record is from RefSeq and is a predicted model, not a curated record.